UUUAUGCAGUUCACAGCUUAUUGUACGGCUUAUGUAUUUAUGCACAUAAACGCUGCAAUAAUCUUUGUAUACGAAAGAGCUUUAGACUUGCUGCGUCUCAGUUUACAAAGUGACGAGAAUUUGUACAAUCACAGUCGCAUAGCGGACAUUCCAAUCGUGUAAACGAUUACACAAGACGAUCCGGGACGCGUCCAUGUUUUAUGGGUGUACGAUUAGCAGAUAGGAUCAUUUCAUUCGCGAACACAUCAGAUGGGUGAAUUACCGAUGAUUUGAUGAUCGAUAUACGCGGAUAUGGAGGGGCAGCCAGAGGAACCGCGGUACGCCGGCUUCCCAAGUGGUUGUUGCGUCACGAUAAAAUAAUCUCGAGUACCUACAUUCUCGAAAAUCUUGUAACACUCACAUUUCUGUACACACAACAAUAGUGUCCGAUGUCGGAACAGCAUAUCGUCAUAGAGAUGUACGGAAGUUUGUACCUUGGAGAUAAUAUGGGCUAUCGGUGGUAGAGAUGUUUCAAUUAUCACCCUUGCAAUAUUCGUUUUGCUUACCGAUCUUGUGUUGCGAUUCGAAAAAAGACUCCAUGUUUCGCCCGUACUCGUGCUGUACUGUGAUCAUUAUUAUGGUGGUGGUGAUGAUAAUUGUUGUUAUGCGACAUUGAAUUUAUUAUUCUCAGCCAUUCGUCAAAUUACAAGCGAGUCGCGAGUUCUUGGAUAUAGAAAUGGAGCGCCAAGGUCCGAGUGUCGAUAGGCACGUACCGAGUUGCUUGUAAUAUUGCCGUACCAUUCGAGGCUACAACCCGCUGUGGUUUUUCAAUUAGUAUAAUUAUCAGCAAAUUCGACUCCUGUUUUCAUUUUUGACUCGACUUCCAACUUCGAUUUCUUGCCUUACUAUCGAAUCAUAAAACAAGGAAGACGAAGCUCGACUUCAAUAAAUAAAGACUAGGAAUGGUAUUGCGUCUGAUCAGAAACGGGGGACCGGGUAAAACGCAUCAUUUUACAAUUAGAGGAACCGGGCUGGCUUGAAAUUCUGCACGCGGUUUCCGGAGGACGUUACACCGGGGCGGAAAAAAAGAUUGGACAACGUUCCCCUGCAGUUUCGUUUUCUCGACGGCAUCCUUACGGAGCCGAAUUAGCCGGAUGCGGUCAUCGCGACGCUGUUCAAUUGUGGUAUACCAACUGGCGGGGUUUCCUCUGCAAACGUUUUCGGAUCUCGAGUAUUUUUUAUUUCUUCCCCCCUGUCAUCGAGUGUUGAUCCGGCUACCUAUUUUGGCUCCUGCAGCCUCUCGAGAACAAUACCAUCGGUAUUUGCACAGGAAACGCAUGAACGGGCGAUAAAUAGAGUUCACCAAUCGCACGUUCAGUGUUAUGGCCCCUGUGGAACAGGCCGAAGAUGGAUCCGUCAAAUCUACCUGCGUCAAGGGGAUUAAACCGACCGCCACUUUCGGUUGGAGACAUUUUCAAGCAUUCCUCAUGUUUUUGGGUCUCUCCUGCGCGUACACCGUUCGGGUUAACAUGUCGGUUGCGAUCGUGGCGAUGACCAGCGACGACGAAGAGAUUCCGAGUCCCGGAAAUUUCGAGACUUUUCGCUGGGAGCCAUCGGUCCAAGCUUUAAUCCUGAGUUCCUUCUUCUGGGGAUACGUUCUCACCCAAGUUCCAGCGGGACAAAUCGCGCAGCGUUUCGGUGCCCGAAAACUCUUAGCCAUUUCAGUAUUCAUUUGCGGCGGUGUGAGCCUCUUGGUCCCUGCAGCCGCAAGAUACGGUGGCUGGACUCUCGUUUGCGUUUGUCGAGUAGCCAUGGGAUUUUGCCAAGGCUGUGUUCUUCCCUCACUUCAUACCCUCCUUGCGAAAUGGGCACCGCCGGAAGAGCGAGGACGACUCGGCACUUUCGUCUACGCUGGUCACCAAUUUGGAACGCUUGUAGCGCUGCCGAUUUCUGGUUUCCUCGCGGGUUCUACCGCGGGAUGGCCCAGUGUAUUUUAUUUAUGGGGAACCGUAACGAUCGCCUGGAGUAUCUGGUGGUUCUUCGCGGGCGCUGACAGCCCCGCUAAUCAUUCGACGAUAUCGACGGAAGAACGGGAGUACAUCGAGAUGAGUCUGAAGACAUCUCACAGUGGUCAGAAUUCGGACAAUGACGUGGACACAUCGAAGGCUCUUUCUACCCCGUGGAAGGCGAUACUGACAUCGCAGCCGAUGUGGGCACUGGCUGUAGUACAUUGCGCUCAAACUUGGGGAUUUUGGAUGCUCCUAUCCGAAAUACCAACUUACCUACAUUCCAUCUUAGACUUCGAUAUCAAACAGAAUGGCUUAAUUUCCGCACUUCCUUACGCAGUGAUGUGGAUCUUGAGUUUCCCGACGAGCUACAUAUCGGACUGGACACUAAAACGAGGAUGGGUGUCAACGGGAGCUUCUCGAAAAAUCUGCAACUCUAUCGGGCAUGUAAUUCCAGCGAUCGCUUUGAUUGCCCUGGGCUACGUCGACAGUCAUCAGAAGGUCCUAGCUGUUGCAAUUUUAGUAAUUGCAGUCGCGUUGAAUGUCCCUACGCUCUGCGGGUACCAAGUGAAUCACAUGGACCUCAGCCCUAACUUCGCUGGGACUUUGAUGGGCAUGACGAAUGGAACCGCUAACGUAUUUGCUAUACUCGCUCCCCUAAUCACAGGAUUCAUAGUCACGGAUCCGCACCAAGUCGCGGAGUGGCGAACGGUCUUUUUUAUCUCUUCUGGAUUCUACUUUUUGGGAAAUCUUUUUUUUGUGUUGUUUGGGUCUGGAGAAGUGCAAUGGUGGAAUAACUCGGCAGAUGCUCGGAGUCAUGAAGAGAUGCAAGAAAAAAUCGAAAAAAAGCUCUCAACUUCCUACAAAAAGAGCAGGGAAUCUGUGCACGUACACAAUUCAACCGAAAAGGAAAGGUUUUAACUGAAUUUAGGGAUUCACACUUCAUCCGAAUCGUAUACAUCAUUGAUUCAAAGAAGAAUCAAUAGAAGAAAGAAACUUUUUUUCAAAUGGAGUUAUGACAACCGCUGUUGAGCGAGAAUAUUUGCAUUGGAGAUUAAUUUAUUUGCAUAUUUUUAUUUAGGUAAAUACCUAAAUACGUGUAUAUUUAUUAUAACGAGUGUGUGAUUAUACACUGAUAACACUAAGAUAGUAUUUGGUUAUACGGGCAACAACAAUGCCCCGUCCCUAGUUUUUGUACUUUUAGAUUCCUCAGACCUCUGUUUGGUGUACUGAGUACAUCAUCUAGUCUCAAGGGUUCGGAACAAGAGAUCCGUGUGUAUAAAACAUGAUUUUUCAUAGUCAUCAAGUAAUUUAUACAAUUGUGGGCAGAUAAAUAAUUCAACUCCA
Molecule: messenger RNA, 3332 nt
Organism: Athalia rosae (coleseed sawfly)
Lineage: Eukaryota; Metazoa; Arthropoda; Insecta; Hymenoptera; Athaliidae
Product: putative inorganic phosphate cotransporter
Exons: 9
Coding region: 1362-2906 (514 amino acids)
Biological process (GO): monoatomic anion transport; transmembrane transport
Cellular component (GO): plasma membrane
Molecular function (GO): transmembrane transporter activity
Source: RefSeq, a predicted model, not a curated record